AUGUCAGCUGCUAGUUUAUUAAAAAAGAAGGGGUCAGAUAUCGUUGUCUUAUCAGCCUUAAGAUCACCUGUUACAAGAUGUGUUAAAGGCGGAAAUGCUAAAAUGUACCCAGAAGAGUUGUUAUAUCAGAUCUUGAAAGGCUCUGUCGAUAGAUGUAAUAUUAACCCAGAAUUGAUUGAUGAUAUCUUAAUUGGUACGGUCUUGCAAACUUUAGGUGGACAGAAAGCGUCGGCUCUUGCAGUGAAAUCUGCAGGUUUCCCAAUCAAGACUACCGUAAAUACGGUUAAUCGUCAAUGUGCUUCUUCUGCUCAGGCUUUAUCAUACAGUGCAGGCUCAAUUUUGACUGGUGAAAAUCAGUUUGCAAUUGCAGCCGGUGUCGAAUCAAUGACGCAUGAUUAUUUCCCUCACAGAGGUAUCCCAACAAGGAUUUAUCAACCAUUCAAAGAUGAGGCAAGCUCAGAAGCUCAAAAUGUGUUGAUGCCUAUGGGUAUUACCAGUGAAAACGUUGCUAAAAAAUUUGGUAUUUCAAGGGAAGACCAGGAUGCCUUUGCUCUUCAAUCACACUUAAAGGCAAAUAAGGCCACUGAAUCUGGUCAUUUCUUAAACGAGAUUAUACCUAUUAAAGCUAGAACUAAUAACGAAGAUGAACCUUUAAACAUAGUAGAAGUCUCGAAAGAUGAUGGGGUUCGCGGAGGUUCUACUUUAGAAAAAUUAGCAUCUUUAAAGCCAGUUUUUGCGGAAGACGGUACUACCACAGCUGGUAAUUCAUCUCAAAUCUCCGAUGGAGCAUCUGCUGUCAUUAUUACCACAAGGGACAACGCAGAAAAGAUUGGAGUUAAACCAAUUGCAAGAUUUGUUGGCUCGUCCGUUGCUGGUGUUCCAUCUGAUUUAAUGGGGAUUGGUCCUUCUGCAGCAGUUCCUCAAUUAUUAAACAGAUUGAAGGUAGAUAUCAACGAUAUCGAUAUUUUCGAAUUAAAUGAAGCAUUCGCCUCUCAAUCUCUUUAUUGUAUUAACAAAUUGGGUAUUAAUCACGAUAAAGUUAACCCAUAUGGUGGUGCUAUUGCAAUUGGUCAUCCAUUAGGAGCUACUGGGGGAAGAGUUAUUUCAACUUUAUUGAAUGGCUUAAGAGCGCAGAAUAAAGAAUUAGGGGUAAUUUCCAUGUGCACCUCAACCGGUCAAGGUUAUGCCGCCUUGUUCGCUAAUGAAGCUUAA
This is a messenger RNA of Debaryomyces hansenii CBS767, 1212 nucleotides long. It is a transcript of the gene POT1-2, whose product is annotated as Pot1-2p. Bases 1 to 1212 code for a protein of 403 amino acids. Gene Ontology annotation, biological process: phenylacetate catabolic process; fatty acid beta-oxidation. The transcript has a single exon. NCBI's taxonomy places the organism in Eukaryota, Fungi, Ascomycota, Pichiomycetes, Serinales, Debaryomycetaceae. The record is from RefSeq and is a predicted model, not a curated record. Gene Ontology annotation, cellular component: peroxisome. Gene Ontology annotation, molecular function: acetyl-CoA C-acyltransferase activity.